This is a messenger RNA of Marmota monax (woodchuck), 2175 nucleotides long. RefSeq names its product nuclear receptor 2C2 associated protein (gene Nr2c2ap). The transcript is spliced from 5 exons. The coding region runs from base 383 to 805 and encodes 140 amino acids. Lineage: Eukaryota; Metazoa; Chordata; Mammalia; Rodentia; Sciuridae. The record is from RefSeq and is a predicted model, not a curated record.
AUGCCCACGCGGUUCCUGGUCCGGGUCUCUGGUUCCUCCUGAAGCUACUACUGACCGGGAAAGUGAGGCUCAGACGGGGAGGUGCGCCCCCCAAACCCCGAGGGAACCUGUUUCCUUUCCUUGGAUCCGCUGUGAAAGGCCGGUUCCCCGGCCACCGGCAUCUUCCCCGAGCCUCCAAUUUUUCCAGCAAGGGGGUGAUCGAGGCGACAUUUAGGACUUGGGCGUGAGAGAGAGUGGCUGUUCUUGGUCCCUAGUUACUCGAGGACCUGCAAACUAGGGGUGUAGCCUAGGUGACGCCGCCUGUGGCUGAGGUGGCGCCGGGAUUUGGACCCGAGUCCAGCAGAGUCCAGCCUUGGGUUUCGCGAGGCCCUGGAGAACCAAGAUGACCCACUCUUUGGUUUGUCCGGAGACAGUGAGCAGGGUGAGUUCCGUGCUGAAUCGCAACAGCCGGCAGUUUGGAAAGAAGUAUCUUUUUGACCAAGACGAAGAGACGUGCUGGAACUCGGACCAGGGCCCCUGCCAGUGGGUGACACUGGAAUUUCCCCAGCGCAUCUGUGUCUCCCAGCUGCAGAUCCAGUUCCAGGGGGGCUUCUCCAGUCGCCGGGGCCGCCUGGAAGGGUCACAGGGGAGUGAGGCCCUCCACAACAUUGUGGACUUCUACCCCGAGGACAACAAUUCCCUUCAGACAUUCUCUGUGCCGGCUGCUGAGGUGGACCGCUUGAAGGUGACAUUUGAAGACACCACUGACUUUUUUGGCCGCGUGGUCAUCUACCACUUGAGAGUGCUGGGGGAGAAGAAGGUCUGAGACCUCUGGGGAUGGGGAGGACACCUCUCAAGGAAGCCCUCGGGGAAUCACAGCAAAGUCCUUUAAUUUCUGCACAGAAGGUUUAUUGGUUCCUCUUGGGAAGGGUCCCCUCCCACUUCCUGUCCAGGAGCUGCCUUUGAAGCCAGUUCUGGGUUCUCCCAGCUCUGGGUCGACCAUUUGGUUCCCUGAGUGUCUGCGUCCCCAACAGGCAGCCUUCACUCCGGGUCAGUGGGCCCCAGGUUGCUGUGGAACAGUUUGAGGAUGUGGUUCUCGAUUACCUGUUGCACUGGAGAUGGGUAGGGAAAAGGUAGCCGCUGGAAAGGAAGCUGUAGAGCCAACAGGCACCAUCCCAACCUGCACCGUUGCCCUGAGGAUGAGCCAGGGCUUUACAGCCCUGGGGCCUGGAUGGAAGACCCCCUAUACAGACAACAGGGUCCGUGCCCCUCCCAGAGCAAGAGUGGCAGGGUCAAGGCCUCCUCCCAGAAACAUCAACUUCCCCUGAGUUUGUAAAAAUUCCCUUCCUUUCUUCCUUCCUCCCUUCUAUUUCUUUCUUCAAUGCUGGGGAUGAAACUCAGGGCCUCACGGGACAGGCAAGUGCUCUACCACGGAGCCUCACUCCAGGCCUUAGAAAUGCGUUCCCUGCCCCCUUGUGGUACCAGGAAUCAGACCCAGGGGCACUCUGAGCUACAGCCCCAUCCCUUCUUAUUUUUGAGACAGGGUCUCACUAAGUUGCCCAGGCUGGCCUUGUAAUGCAUUUCUUGAGCCUUUUGGAGUUAUAAAAGACUUCUUACCAAACAAAAUGGGUGAGUUGUGAUUUUCAUGAAAAUAAUAUAGGGUCUGUGAGGGAUGAUUUCCGUCUCACAUAGAAUAAAACUCUCCAAAGGGAGGUAGGAUAUUUCCUGAGCCCAUCCUCCACCAACCAAGAGGAUGGGUGGUCAGGAUGUUCCCAUGUCAAACUUGGGUUUGCUUAUGGCCCCUGCUCAUACCUACCUCCUGCCAUGGACAGGACCGGGCUCCAUAGCCCCAUGCACUGUGGCCCGGCCCAAUUCCCUCUUGGUGUUCUGGCCCUGGUAAGCUUCUAUAUCCUUCUCUUACUUGGACGCAGUGAAGUCCUUCUAAAGUCCCCGAAGCCCACCCUGACCACCUUGCUGUUUGGUGUGUGGCCUGUGUGCACAAGCUGAAACUUGGGAUCUGCUGUCUGUAGUAAAUACACCUUGAGGCUUGGUCCCAAUGCAGUGGUGUUGGGAGGUGGGGCCUAUUAGGAGGUAUUUGGGUUGUGGGGGCAGAACCUUCAUGAAUGGAUCAAUGCCUUUCUCACUGUCAUGGGACUGGGUUGUUUACUGUGAGAACAGGUUGUUUUAAAUUUUAAA